Colias croceus (clouded yellow) is the source of this 1831-nucleotide messenger RNA. RefSeq names its product major facilitator superfamily domain-containing protein 1-like. Bases 296 to 1831 code for a protein of 511 amino acids. Gene Ontology annotation, biological process: transmembrane transport. The transcript has 11 exons. NCBI's taxonomy places the organism in Eukaryota, Metazoa, Arthropoda, Insecta, Lepidoptera, Pieridae. Gene Ontology annotation, cellular component: lysosome. Gene Ontology annotation, molecular function: transmembrane transporter activity. The record is from RefSeq and is a predicted model, not a curated record.
UGUCAUCUGUGGUCAGUGAUGACUGAUGAGUGAAGGUGAACUGUGAAGUGAUUCUCCUGUAAAUGUUUGUUGUUAUUGUAUAGAUUAUAAUAUUAUCUUCACUGAAAUAAAACCAGAAAAAUAAUUUAAUUUCUACGCAAAUAAUUAAGAAAUUAAAUGCAUUUUUGAUGAAAUCUUUUUUAAAUGUCCUGGUUAUGAGUAAUUAAAUGUCCUAGUGAACAAUGCUAUUACAGCAUUUUUAAUUAUUGCUUUUAUUCUUUUCUUAUUUUCUCAAGACUCAAAGGUAAAAAGGGCAAUGGAUAUUCCUGAAAGCAAUACAAAUUCGCGCUCAGCGAUGGAGCCUCCAAAUUCCUGGUGUCAUCCAGCCCACAGAGUUCAUAGAUUCGUUGCUCUCAUACUGAUGUGCUUUCUUUGUUUUGGUUCUUAUUUUUGCUACGACACACCUGGAGCCCUAGCAGAUAACUUUAAGAGUGACUCUUCAUUGAAUACAUCCCAGUUUGCAUUGCUUUAUUCCAUAUACUCGUGGCCAAAUGUGGUUUUAUGUUUCAUUGGCGGUUAUCUCAUUGAUAGGUAUUUUGGUGUUAGAUUGGGCACAAUUAUUUACAUGUCCAUUCUAUUUGUUGGGGCUGUUGUGUUUGCAUUUGGUGUCUACAUCAACAAAUUUUGGCUAAUGAUACUUGGAAGAUUCAUAUUUGGCAUUGGUGGAGAGUCACUGCAAGUUGCAGUUAAUAACUAUGUUGUUCUAUGGUUCAAAGGAAAGGAACUUAACAUGGUUUUUGGAUUGCAACUGUCUUUCUCUCGAUUUGGUAGCACAGUGAACUUUUGGGUGAUGGAACCUAUAUAUAGAUGGGUUGCACAUUACUAUGGCGGCUAUGAGCGAUUAGGUGUUACUCUAUUUUUGGCAUCCCUCACAUGUUUAGGUUCUCUUAUAUGUGGGUUGAUACUUGGAUGGAUGGAUCACCGAGCUGAAAAGAUUUUGGAGAGAAGUGAAGAACAUGCCAAUGAACCUCCAUUCCGAUUGUUAGAUGUAUUGAAUUUCAAAACUGUGUUCUGGCUUGUUUCUGUCAUCUGUGUGGCAUAUUAUCUGGCUAUAUUUCCAUUUAUUGCUUUGGGAAAGUUAUUUUUCGAAAGAAAGUUCGAUUUCAGUCCCCAAGAUGCAAAUACUGUUAACUCAAUGGUUUAUUUCCUGUCAGCCGCUUUAAGUCCAUUUUUUGGAAUACUAAUUGAUAAGACUGGUCGAAAUGUGACAUGGGUUAUUUUAAGUAUAAUAACAACUAUUGGAUCUCAUUUCUUACUUGCAUUCACAUUCGUAAAUCCUUAUGUAGGAGUGAUCUCACUGGGAGUGUCGUACUCCCUCCUAGCUAGUGGUCUGUGGCCGUUAGUUGCUAUGAUUGUGCCAGAAACACAAUUGGGUACAGCCUAUGGAAUAUGUCAAGCAGUGCAAAACCUUGGGCUUGCCACUGUAAUCAUAUUUGCUGGCAUGAUUGUAGAUAAAUAUGGUUAUUUAAUGUUGGAGAUGUUCUUCUUGGGAUGUCUCUUUGUUGCUUUGAUCGCUGCCGUACUUAUUUAUAUUUUGGACUCUGCAAACUGUGGUGUACUUAAUUUGUCCACUCAUGAAAGAGAAGCAUUAAAAAGUCCAUUACAUAUACGUUCUGACGAAAGAGCAAAUCUCUUGGACCACGUCGAUAGCUCGGACCAAGAAGAAGUUGACGCGAGGAUCGAUUCUCAAGAUGAAAAUUUACCUCGAGAUGACUUGAGUCAGUCUGACAGAAUUAGAAGUAGAUAUAUAGCACAAAUAUUGCCAAAUACUAACAUUCCUGAUAGACCGUAG